AUGGAUGAUAUUUUUGAUAAUAUAUUUAAAAUAAUUUCUGCCUAUAGAAUGAGUGUUACAUUCGACUCUAAAUAAGAAAAUGUACUCAACUAGACCUAGAGUGAAGUAAUUACAUUGCAUAAAUAUUAUUUCAGACAAAAUUUGAAUGGACCCCAUAAACUUAAGAGAAACUUAAAGAGCUCCAUAUUUAGUAGCAAGGAAACUGGAAAUCUAUUAGCAUAUUAUUAAAUGGUCCUACACCAUUAGAAUGUAUGCAUAAAUGGCAAUAGCUUCAUCCAAAUUAAGUAGAAUAUGAAUAAUAGCUUAGGCUCCUUCAAGACAGUUAUGGACAUCUUAAGAAGAUGAAUAAUUGAAAGAAUUAGUUUAAAAGUUUGGUAAAAAAUGGAGUAAAAUUUGUACAGUAAUGGAUUGGAGGACAGGAAAAUAAGUUAGAGAGCGUUAUUUGAAUCAAUUAUAAGGGACAAUAAAUUAAGAUAAAUGGACAGAAGAGGAAGAUAAGUUGAUUCUGAAAUUAUAUAGGAAAUUCGGAACUAAAUGGAGUUAUAUAUCAAGUUUUUUAAAAGGAAGGCCUGUAAUUAUCAUAUUUUUAUAGAUAUAGGAAAACAUGGUGAAAAAUAGAUAUUAUGCCAAUCUAAAGAGAAGAUAUUAGUGUGAUCUAGAUGAUUCAGAUGAUGAUGAUUUUGAAGAAGAUUCUAUUUCUUCAUCCAAUGAUGAAAAAAUUAAACUUUAAAAAAGAAGAAAAUUACCUAUACCAAAAAAUGAUGAUUUAAAUUCAAAAAGAAUAUAAAUUUAAGAAGCCUGUUCAGAAAAUUGUCAAAUAAUGACAAGAUCAAAAGUGAAUAAAUAAAAAGAUGAAAAUAGCUAGAAAAUAGUCAGUUCUAAUGAGAAUCAAAAUAUUAAAAAUAUUAUAGGUAUUUUAUUUCAAUAUUCAUAAAAGGAUGCUAAAAUGUCACUUCUAAUAUGAAUAAUCAAGUCACAAAUAUCAAAGAAGAAAAUUUAAAAAAAAUGGAUCACAAUAAUUUUAAUUCUUAAAUUCCUCAAUAAACUUAUCAACCUUAUUAAGAUGCCUCAAUGAUCAUCAAUUCUAAUAUAAUCUAAUAACAAAUAAAUAAUAUACCCUUGAAUUAAUCAAGUCCAAAAAUUAUUUAAGAAUAAAUUUCACUUCAACAUCUAUAACAAAACAAAUAGUAGCAUAUCAAAAUUCCAUAAUUACCCUUUGUAAUUAAUCAAUAUCCAGUGAUUCAAAUGACAAACCCUAUGUUAGGGUUUAUUUCUCCAUAAUAAUAAUUUAUAUAUUAGUUGCCAUGUUAAUCAAAUUAUUAGAAUUAGAUUAACUAUUUAAAUAAAUGGAAUGAAUUCUCAACAUUUUACAAUAAUUAAUUGUUGUAGAAUGGCUUGUAACCAUGA
Messenger RNA from Paramecium pentaurelia, 1407 nucleotides. Lineage: Eukaryota; Ciliophora; Oligohymenophorea; Peniculida; Parameciidae. The record is from the annotation of a GenBank genome assembly.